UUUUUCAAAAUUACACGAUAAGUUCUUGUCUGAUCAGAACCGCCGCCUCCUCACCCACGUAUCUACUUUGUGUGAGACGUCAGACGAGAACUUAUCGAAUAUAGUCCAAUAGGGGUACAUUGGCCCCAACUAGUGUACACCGGUGAGGGUGGCUGGGCGCCCGAAAUCGGCUGAACCGCUCCUGGGCGCAUGUCGAGCGACCUACACAGCAAAAGCACUAAACAGGCCAGAAUCCGAAUACGAGCACACGACUCGAAUACGAGCACACGAAGCCCCACCGACUGGGACGGCUGUUGGCGGAGUUCGCGCGGUUCUCGGUGGUUAUUUGAGCAUUUGGUGGCACUGCGAGCGGACAGAGUGGCAAACUAUCUGCACCACCACAUCAGCUUAGGCAACAAGCAACACCAGCAACAACAAAGGUUAAACGGCAGCAGCAGCAACAACAACCAACCAACCACCACUACAAAAACAAAAAACAACAAAGGGAAAACGCAUCUAAGCUGGUACCAAGACCAAGAUCCAAGACCAACGCACUUUUGGUUUCUUUGUUACGAAUUUUUGUGUUUUUAACAUCGCAGCACUUUAGUAAAAAACGGACUCACCACAAAUACGAAAGUGCGCAAUAAUAACAAAAAAAUACAACGAACACGGAACGUGCGCAAUAAUUUGUUUAAAAUCAAUGAAGACUGCAACUGCGCAAAAAAACUGAAAAAUUGCAUCACAGCCCCACGGCCAGAACACGCCAAGACACAAAAAUAAACAUUAAAUAAUUAGGAACGGAAAACGGAAAAGUCUAUGCCAGCAAGAGAGUGGAAAAUCAAUUGAGGAAAGCCCCACUAUACUGGCCAUAUCGUAGCCUUCGGAGGACAGAGGUCGGAGGCCAGAGAGCGGAGGAAGAAGUAGGUUUCUAAGAACUGGCCAAGGGCUGGGGAGUGGAACGUCCCUCCUACAAAGAGACGAGUACUGCAACGAGAUGCCAUCCCUGCUGGAGGCGCUGGAGCGAAAGUACUUCGCCGAGUGCGAGUUCGAGAAUGCCCACGAACCGGAGCUGCACAAGCGGAGCGAUCUGCCCAACGACUUCACGGUGACCAAGUGCGGCGGGCGGAUGGAGUUCUCCAUCUUCAUACCACGACUCUCCCCCCUGACCAGUGUCCCAGCGUUGCUGGUGCUCAACGACUGCGACAUCGACUCCGCUGGCGACUUCGAAAGCAUCCGCGACAAGUGCCAGCGGGUGCGGGAACUGGAUCUGGCCCAGAACAAGCUGCGCGACUGGUCGGAGGUAUUCAGCAUACUGGAGCACAUGCCGCGCAUUGAGUUCCUCAAUCUGAGCAAGAAUCAGCUGGCCAGUCCCAUCAGUGCUUUGGCCACGGCGCCCACGAUCAACCUCAAGAGCUUGGUGCUCAACGGCACCUACCUGGACUGGGCCUGCGUUGACGCCCUGCUCCAGAACCUGCCCGUGCUCCAGGAGCUCCACCUCAGCCUGAACAACUACAGACAGGUGUUGAUAGAUGCCCACGAGGUGGAGGUGCUGGCGGAACAGCGUCUCCAGGGAACGGAACCGGAUACGGAAACAGAGGAGGAAAAGGAGCAACGGAGGCUUACCAAAGCCCAUCCCGAACUAAAGACUUUGCAUUUCACCGGCAAUCCCGUCGAGCACUGGCAGGAAAUCUGCCGGCUGGGCCGCCUUUUCCCCAACCUUGAAGCCUUGGUGUUGGCCGACUGUCCCAUCCGUUCGCUCCAGGCGGAGGAGGCGGAGAACGAGGCCGAGUCGGCGUCCCACAGAUACUUCCCCAGCCUGAAGCUACUCAACCUCAGCUCCGCGCAGCUCAACAGUUGGAGUGCCAUCGACCAGCUGGCCAAGUUCGGGCAGCUGAGAAAUCUCCGCGUGAAACACUGGCCCCUGUGGGAGAGCCUCGAGUGCACGGAGCACGAGCGGCGCCAGCUCCUGAUAGCCCGGCUGCCCAAUGUGGAGAUGCUGAACGGAGGCGGAAAGAUCGGCACCGACGAGCGGGUGGACGCCGAGCGGGCGUUCGUCCGUUACUACAUGGACAAGCCCGAGGAGGAGCGACCGGCCAGGUACGAGGAGCUGCUGCGGAUCCACGGGAAGCUGGACCCCCUGGUGAACGUCAGCCUGAAGCCGGACAAGCGGGUCAAGGUCGUGUUCACCUAUAACGAUGUGAGCGAGAGCCGGUUCGUGGACAUCUACCUGACGGUCAACGAUCUGAAGGUCAAGCUGGAGAAGCUGGUGGGCCUGGCGCCCAACAAGAUGCGUCUCUACUAUCUCGACCAGGACUACAAGGAGUUCGGGCCCGAGGAGAUGAGGUUCCCCAACAAACAGUUGUACAGCUACAACAUCCAGUCGGGCGACGAGAUCAUCAUCGAUGCCAAGAAGUGAGGCAGUGAGGCAGGAGGUGACAUCCCCACCGCCUCGUUCCCCCGCCCGGUGCUACAACUUGUGAUCUUGUACACGAACACUUAUACUUAACGUAUUUUUAUUUCCUAAUGUUAAAGCGGUUCUGUUCUCCCCCAGCAAACUACUGUGUAAAUACGUUCUGACGGCCAAGCGAGCAUUGCGCACCCACAUCGUAUUUUUAAAUUACUGCCUAACCUAAGCCACACUCACAACAAACAGCAGCACUUACAAUAUAUAAGAAGAAACACAUCAACAAGCGAGAAUGCAUUAAACAAUUUUAAAAUAUAA
Messenger RNA from Drosophila bipectinata, 2701 nucleotides. It is a transcript of the gene mlt, whose product is annotated as tubulin folding cofactor E like protein mlt. Lineage: Eukaryota; Metazoa; Arthropoda; Insecta; Diptera; Drosophilidae. Gene Ontology annotation, cellular component: cytoplasm. The record is from RefSeq and is a predicted model, not a curated record. Gene Ontology annotation, biological process: microtubule cytoskeleton organization; post-chaperonin tubulin folding pathway; tubulin complex assembly. Gene Ontology annotation, molecular function: alpha-tubulin binding.